CCCCUGUAAGAUCCUAUUCGGAAGAUCACACUUAAUGUGCCAUGAUGUGCACAUUGCUACAUAUCUGGCUUGUGGUACUUUCUUUUACAAAGCUGUCUCAUGGAAUCCCACUUGCUGAGUUCUACCCGUUUGGAGUAUCGCAGGGUGAUAGUGACUUCCCUAAGAAUGAUGAUGGCAGCUCACCAGUUGUAACUAUCAGUACUCUGUUCCCGUUCUUUAACAACCAACACGACAGUUUAUACGUAAAUACUAAUGGUGUAAUCAGCUUUCUGAGAACCCUGUCACAAUACACGCCUGAUCCUUUCCCUCUGAGCGGUUCACGCCGGCUAAUAGCCCCAUUUUGGGCGGAUGUCGACAUACGAAAUGGCGGCACGGUUUGGUAUCGAGAAACAACAAGUGCAUCCAUCCUUCAGAGAGCCACAGACGACGUAAGACUGUUUUAUCCGAGCCAGUCGAGCUUUGUAGCGGCUUGGGUAUUUAUCGCCACCUGGGAUGAUGUCGCCUUUUUUGGAGCAACUACACCCGAUGCAGCAACGAAAAGAAAUUCUUUUCAAGCUGUUCUUAUCACCAAUGGUCGACAUUCGUUCACAAUAUACAACUAUUAUGAGAUAACUUGGACGACUGGAACGGCUAGCGGCGGUACUCCCGCCGAGGGUUUGGGAGGAACACCAGCUCAGGUAGGAUUCAAUGCUGGUGAUGGCGUUAAUUACUAUGCUGUCAACGAAUCACGAACAGACGCUAUAAUCAAUCUCCCUCGAUUGUCAAACGUACAUGUGGAUGGGAAGUUUGUGUUCCGAAUAGACACUGAGACAAUCGAACAGGGCGGCUGUAACACAGGAGGAACCUUGACUAUAUCACCCCGAUAUUCCCACAUGUUUGGCGGAGAGAAAAAGCUGUUGUCUGGUCCAUGCAUCCAAUCCAACGACACCUUGACAGCUGUGUUCGGGAGAGGAGCCUCAUCUAUAAACUGUGUGAUGCAUUCCCAGUUCAGUGUAGCCUGCGUUACACCCAUAUUUUAUACCACUGGUGAUGUCAGUGUGGCGUUGACUGUGACGACAUCAAAUCAGCAAAGCGCCACAUAUGAAGGGAUGAUUACUAUACUGAAUCCUUUAAACAUGAAACCAGUGUUACAAAGACUAGACCCGUCUAACUGGAGAAGAGGAGAUGAAGUUACUUUGACGUGGUCAACUCCACACAUCCCGUUUGAUAUCGAAGGAUCUUACGUGGAAAUCUACACUAUAAAACCCGACUUGGACCACAUACCACGUAUAUAUUAUCAUAGCAAGGCUGUGCAGUACAUAGAAUCAAUCCAAACUGAAGUCACGCUUACCCUUGACACUAAAGAUGACGUCAUUGUCCUGAGUUUGGUAGAGCUGACUCAGGGAAACGACCAAACUCAAAGACAGAGAGUAUGGUCAGACGCUUUUGUUGUUAUACCAAAAAAUAUCACCGAAUCUAAAGCCUCUUGUACGCGAUGGCAAACAACAGAUGACCAGCUACCAUCUUUGUCCGGAGUAGAUGUGCAGGUGUGUCCAUGUCGCCUUGACCAAGCGGAGAUCGACCUUGUUAGAUUUCAUCCCGAUCCCAUGUGCCAGUCCCCGGACGGUUCGCAACAAUCGGAUGCUGACACGUCAAUCAACUGUCUGGUCCAUCCCCAUGCCAAACAGUGCUUCCGACUGAACACCCCCGGAACAAGAGGAACGGGACAGCUGUGUUGCUAUGACGAUAAUGGAAGCAUCAUGAAUAUGCUGACCUCGUCCGGUGGUGGAUCACUACAACGUUAUCACUACUUCGGUGAUACAGAUGACGCAGUUCCGUAUCUGUCAAACAUUGUUUAUGAUACGGCCCCCUACUACCAUUGUUGUGCGUAUCCUCACCUUUUUCAGUCGGAUGUUCCGAGUGAGUGUUACAGAUUUCAUCAGAGACGUACGCCUGGAAACUGCAAUGAGUAUGUCCCAAAUACGCCAGCACAAAACUUUGGCGAUCCCCAUUUUGUGACACCGGAUGGUCUGUCUUACACAUUCAAUGGAGUAGGGGAGUUCACAUUAUUUAAAACGAAAACCAACACUUUCAUAGCUCAGGUCAGGAUGCAGUCUCUUGGUACCACCGGCAAUCAAGGAAGUGUGAUAACAUCUGUCGUCGCAAACGCAGCGAAUGCCUCAGAUCGUGUAGAGGUUAGGCUCAACUCCAUCCGGGGAUUUGAUAUUUUGGUUAACGGUGUGUUGGAGGACAUUACAGACGUCCAGUUCCUUCGGUAUACAGGAGUAAUCAUUUCUAUACUCGACAAUCCUUCCACAACAAAUAAUCAUACGAAACAAGUCAACGUUGCUUUUCCGGAGCAAGACAUUGCCUUCCAGAUACUGAUUUAUGGGUCGUUUUUGAACUACGUCGUUAGUUUUGGCCAAGGUGUGAAGCGAGGUAGUAUCGAGGGACUACUCGGAAAUUUAAACCAGGAUCCUAAGGAUGACCUGGUUUCCCAAACUGGCGAUGUCUUACCCUCCAAUUCGUCUACCGAAGUUAUACACAACAGGAUGGGCAUGUCAUGGCGAAUCACAGAGGACGAAUCUUUGUUUACUUAUGCAGUAGGAACCUCGUACGACUCUGUCCAGGACAAGACUUUUUCGCCGGUAUUUGAUGUUCCCGUAUCAGCCGUUGAUAAUGCCACACGAGAGUUAUGUGGAAACGACACAUUUUGUUACUAUGAUUACUACGUCACAGGGGACAAUACCAUGGCGAGAUCCACACGCAUGUCCACCCAUACCUUAGCCAAGCUUCAAGAGAUCUCUCGUAAAACUGUAACCUGUGGGUUUCCGCCGGCUGUGGAACAUGGACAGUGGAAUAUCAGUGGUGUAGAUGUUGACGACACGGGCAAACUUAUUUGCAACUCUGAUGCACAGCUCCAAGGGUCCGGUCACAUAACAUGUAACACAGAAGGUCAUUGGAAUGCCAGCCAGAGCUACUGUGUUCCCUCAGUAGUAAAAGCAACAAUUGACCCAACCACGGAAGCGACCGGAUCUACUGUAACCUGUGGGUUUCCGCCGGCUGUGGAACAUGGACAGUGGAAUAUCAAUGGUGGAGAUGCUGACGACACGGGCAAACUUAUUUGCAACUCUGAUGCACAGCUCCAAGGGUCCGGCCACAUAACAUGUAACACAGAAGGUCAUUGGACUGCCAGCCAGAGCUACUGUGCCCCCUCAGUUGUAAAAGCAACAAUUGACCCAACCACGGAAGCGACCGGAUCUACUGUAACCUGUGGGUUUCCGCCGGCUGUGGAACAUGGACAGUGGAAUAUCAAUGGUGGAGAUGCUGACGACACGGGCAAACUUAUUUGCAACUCUGAUGCACAGCUCCAAGGGUCCGGCCACAUAACAUGUAACACAGAAGGUCAUUGGACUGCCAGCCAGAGCUACUGUGCCCCCUCAGUUGUAAAAGCAACAAUUGACCCAACCACGGAAGCGACCAGAUCUAAUUCCUGGUUAAUCCCUAUGGCGAUUGCUCUUGCAUCCGUGUUUACACUCAUCAUUGUUAUUCUGGUGUCCAUCGUUCUCGUCAGGUGCUUCUGUUGGAAGAAAAGCCAGGCGAAAGGUCGAGAUCACACAGAAUUUCCUAAAUCAACACUGGACUUUGACAAUGCGGCGUACCAAUCACGUCAUUAUUAAACAAUUAGUUCCUAGGAACUAUAUCUGAGACCUAUAUAUACCAGUCAGAUCACAUCUUUAUGAUACAUAUGUUGCUUAAAAUCUAUUUAUUCAACUUCUGAUAUCCAAUUAUUUUAGGACAUUUAAUUACUUUUAAAACCUAGAAAAAUAUCAUUUUCAUGCUUAUCAAAUAAUAUAAGGUUUAUACAUCAUGAUAUAUUCUCUAAACAGAAAUUUUUAAUGAGGAAUUGACGUUAUGUAUAUAUUAUGUGUGUAUAUUAUGUGUAUAUUAUGUACCGGGCCACUACUAAAGUGUGUGUAUUAUGUGUAUAUUAUGUACCGUGUCACUACUAAAAUGUGUAUAUUAUGUACCGGGCCACUACUAAAGUGUGUAUAGUAUGUACCGGGACACUACUGAAAAGAAAUAACUGUGGCUAUCAGGGUUGCAGCAAACUUUCGGGACUAGGAAAUCCACCAGCAGAGUCGACAAUCUUGUAUCUUUAAAUAUUAACACACACACAAAUGUGAUUGCAAAAAAAGUCGGUAUUAGAUACAGAUGCUUCGUUCUUCUAGGUCUCAUCGUUGAGCUUAGACCCGAGACAGAUAUAUUGUAUGUUUUAAACCAUGUUGUAUUAUAUCUGAUGUGUGACACUUUAAUAAAUUUCCUGAAUUUUGAAUCAUA
Molecule: messenger RNA, 4320 nt
Organism: Mizuhopecten yessoensis (Yesso scallop)
Lineage: Eukaryota; Metazoa; Mollusca; Bivalvia; Pectinida; Pectinidae
Product: sushi domain-containing protein 2-like
Exons: 21
Coding region: 42-3659 (1205 amino acids)
Biological process (GO): cell-matrix adhesion
Source: RefSeq, a predicted model, not a curated record